AUGGGUUGCCUUGUAACAGCAGCUUUUAGUUUUGCAAAGACUGCUGGCAACAAGGAAAAAAUACUGGCUCUGGUGCUGAAACUAGAAACUGCUGUAAAAGUGAGUACAAUAUGCUAUAUAAGUGUUUUUAUAUUAUUUUUAUGUUGAAUGUUAUUUUUUGCCUCAAUGAGCUCUAGCUACCCUUAGAAUUGAAUAGAAUAAUUUAUUUAAUGUCGAAUGACACAGAGUGUGGUUACCCAAUCACUCAAGCCAGAGGCUCAUGAUAGAAGUGCUCGACCCUUCAUUUUCUGGAUCUAGGGUAUGACAAUUAUCCUUCAAAAAACCUGUUGGGGUGUUACCCCCAAUAAAUCGCUUUGCUAAGCCCUUGAGUAUAAUUCAUACUAGAAAAUACAUGCAUGCAGUAACUCACGCCCGCACUCAUUGAUGAACUUUAGACUUGGCUAAUGCUUUCGUUUCCCCGGGUGUAAAUAGCCGGCGGGAAUUAGUACCCUCACAUGGCGCUUCAUGCCGUCGCCUCGGGGAUUAAAGUGUGAGUUAUUGCUUUUUAGAAUUUGGGUGGUGAGUAUUCUGAUCACUGGGAAGAUGAGAAAGACAAUAGAAAGAUUGAUAUAAAGAUUGAAUUACCAGAUAAGGUUAGUUUGUCCAGUUUCAAAUAUUGAAUUUUCUGUGUGCCAAAUACAUUAAUUAAGAAGAACGGAUAAUGAUGUGUGAAUGGUGCAAUUAUAAAAAAAUGAUUAUCUGUUGUUUUGAAUGUGAUUUGGAAGUAGAAAGUUCUACAUACAAAACUCGCCUUUGCAAUCAAAAUUUAACUAAUUCCGAAAAAAACAUGUCAGUUAUUAUGCUUUGGGUGAGCUCUGCGAUCCCUGACUUGUGCCAAACACCUACAGUAAUAUUGUAAUAAGCAAGCCAACAAUCAUGUAAUCUGUAACUUAUAACAUGUGAGACGAAUUUGAAGACAUGUAUUGAGGAGACCUGUUUGUUUAUAUACAAUGUUAUACAUUACUUCCCUCAAGCACUGUAUCUAGUAGCAAGCAUGUGCAAAUUACUGGGUAGUAUGAGUACUUGCUUGCCUUAAUUUAGUAAAUACUGUAGGGUUGUAAUGUAAACUUUGAAUAAUAAUUGGUGUACAUACUUUUUACUAAUUACCACGACAAAAUAUUACCCUUGUUUCUCUCUCUGUCAUUUUUGUGUUUGUUUUCAAAGUCGUCAACAGAGGCUAUUGCAUCUGGACAAUACUAUAAAAUGGAUGAGCAAAAUAUUUUUGUUUUACAGCAAGCUAAGGAAGAGAUCAUCGGAUACCUUGAUGGCAUUGAAGCAUUGCUGCAUGAGACUGAUGAUGAGGGUGAUACUCAGGAUCCAGGAUACAAUGGACAGCAAAAAUGUGAUGAGUCAAAACGAGUGAGUAUACUGUACUAAACUUUGGCGCUUUAUUGCACAAUCUAUAUACUGUAUCUCAAUUGUUUGAGUAUAUGUUACCAUUAUCAACUGAACUAAGUAAAGUUUCACAAUUGAAUCAAGGAAAAAUUGAAAGGAAAGUGUGAUAAAAUAUCAAAACAGAACAGAACAAGAAGCAAAAUUUUAUUUUGCCUGUGAUGUUACUCUGAGUGUAUAUCCACACCGGGCAACUGGGGCAAGCUUGAAAAAUUUGCCUGACCACGGUGGGAAUCGAACCUACGACCUUUGGAAUACUAGCCCAAUGCUCUGCCAACUGAGCUACGCGGUCUGGUCGGUUCGAGUAUGUGAUAUUUCGGAACAGAAUCUAGUUCCUUAGAUAUCAAUGUUAUCUAAUAAUAAUCAUGAUUUUUUUCUGUGUUGGUGUAAUGUACUCAGGUGAAUGUGAUGCUUGUGAUGUUACUCUGAGUGUAUAUCCACACCGGGCAAGCUUGAAAAAUAUGCCUGACCACGGUGGGAAUCGAACCUACGACCUUUGGAAUACUAGCCCAAUGCUCUGCCAACUGAGCUACGCGGUCUGGUCGGUUCGAGUAUGUGAUAUUUCGAUAACAUCACAAGCAUUAUAUUCACCUGAGUACACUACACCAACACAGAAAAAAAAUCAAAUUUUAUUUGACAAUUUUCAUUUCAUUUGUCAAAGAUAUUUUGCUCGUGUGUAGAUGAUAAAUUUGUGACAAUUGCAAAUUUAUUGUGACAAAUGCAUUUGAACAAAAGCUAGCAUGCCAGCUUUUGAUCAAAUGACAUUUGUCAAAUAGAAUUUGCUCGUGUAAACGGCACUUUAGAUUGUGUUUUGCUGAGUUAAUUGUUUAAUUUGUAUCUUAUUAAACCUUAUAAAAAGGCCUGCUAAUGAUAUAAUACUAUUAGUAAGUACUUAUAGUUCAACUGGAACCACCACUUAUAAUGCUUACCUUAAAUACUAGUGAAGUUUUAUGCAAUUUGGCUUGAAAAUACCACAGUAAUAGGGGUAUUAUUUGAUCCGAGAAUUUGUUUUUUACUGUAAUUUGAGUUCAAUGGGUUUUCUACAGAAAACUUUUGUUUCAGUUGACUGACAUCAGUGUUAUUUACCAGAAAAUACCUUUCAAAAGUUUUUUGGCAUGUUAGAUUGUGUUUUGCUAAGUUAAUUGUUUAAUUUUUUCUUAAUUGUUUAAUAUUUAUUGCAAUUUUUUACUGGUAAUUUGGCAAAGUAUGUGUACUAGGAAUGAUACCGCUGUUUCAAUUUUGCAUUGAUGGUUACUAAAAUCUCAAUACAAAUAAGACUAUAUUAAGUUAUCAAAAUUUCCUGAAUUCAUAGCGUUGGACCAUAAGUGAUACGAGACUACACGUAUCACCAUCUUUUAUUUGCUAUGCCCGAGUAUACUUUUAAUACUUUGUAUUAAAAGUAUAUAUGUGCAUAUCAUAAAGUCAUCCUAGAUUUAUGUGCGAUUGUGCGUAUCAUAAACUCAUCCUAGAUUUAUGGAUGACUCAAAUUGUGGAUUUUACAAACACGUUAGAUUUUAUUCAGAGGGUGAUGUAUUUUCUUUUUGUAGGGUUCUGAAAUGGAAACUGAUGAAACUGUACCUGUACCUGUACAGUACAGUGAAAAAACUGACGAAACUCUACAAGAACAGUGCAGUGAAAAAUCCCAGUCAGUUGUGUCUGGGAAAAAGCAGAAAGAAAGAUCAAAAAAAUAUUUAUGCCCAUAUUCUAAUUGUGGGGCGGCCGUUAUCCAUCUUCCCCGCCAUAUGAGGCAGCGUCAUCGGUGGAGCCCACGAAAGGCACGUUCUGUGCUGAACACAUUUAGCUUGAGGAGAACGAAAGAGGCAUCCAAGCGAAAAACGAAACGAUCAUACAGGAGAGUGGUUUGUCCCGUCGACGAGUGCAAUUCAGUUGUCAAACGAAUUCAUAACCAUCUAAUUGAUGUGCACAAAUUUAAACAAGGAAGUACAAAUUACAAGAAAUGGCUUGCAUGUACUAUGCAUGAACAACAUCAUCAAGUGUCAGUUCUUAGCGAAACGGAGUCUUCUGAGUUGUCAGAACACAGUGAUGACAAUGAUUCAUCUGCUGAUUCUGACUGGUCGCUCCCGAAGAAAAUGAAGUCGCAAAGCCAUGUAAAGCAACUUACAAAUGUUUAUGAUGAUGUUUACGGUAGUAAUGAGGAAAGUUGUGAAGAAGAACCAACUGAAUUUUGUGGCGAGUCUGCUGGAAUAGGUAACGACUUUCAAGACGAUGACGAUGCAAUUACUCCUGUUGAAUUAGAUGGGAACCAACAAAGUAUUUUGAAUACUUUUGAAAAUUGGCUGAAAGGUGCUGAUGGUGGAAAAAGAGGAGAUCGUUCCGCUGUUCAGUGUCGCAGACAAGUUGAACUUGUUAUCUCCUAUGUGGACAAUUCUAAUCCGACGAUCAAUAAUAUAUUACGCAAAAAUACACUCCGCGACAAAUGGCUUGAUAAAUUUGACAAGGAAAAGAAGCCUGGGACUGUGAAGUCGUAUCUGGGCUCAUUGAAUCAAUUUUAUUCAUUUCUAAAAUGUGAAAAAGUCGAUGUCGGUGUUUCGUCAGAGCAGCUUACUAGUCUCUCCGAUCAAAUAAAGUUGUGGACAAAAUCACUUAGAAAGGAGACCAACCAUCGCUUUUGGGAAAAGCGUAUGGAAGACAUGUCGUCAAUGCGAACACCAGAGCAAAUUAAACAAUUUGAAACUGCGGAAAUUGCAAGGACAGCUAUACGUUUGCUUGGUGAAUACCAAGAGAGUGAAAUAGGCUCUCCCAGCCAGCCUGAAUAUACAUUAGUUAGGGACUAUCUAUUAACACUUAUCUGCAUCAACAACGGAAGUAGAUCUGGAACACUUGCGAAUAUGACUCUCGGAGAAUUUAAUAAAGGUACCAAAGAAGAUGAAUGCUUUGUCGUCAGAGUUAAAGACCACAAAACAUUUGCCACACACGGUCCAGUGAAUAUUGUUUUAGAGUCAGUUCUUUUUAAAUACGUGAGUAUUUUUAUUGAGAAAUUUAGAAAUCAAUUGGUUGGUGUGACCACAGAUGCGAAUGCUCCAGUAUUUAUGACUUGGAAUAAUGGAAAGAUGAAGUCGUCGCAAGUUGGCGCUCAGAUCGGGUCUUGUUGGGGGAAGGUAUUCGGCAAAGAUACUUCUUUGGGUGGAGCAACUGCUUUCCGCAAAGCGGCAGUUUCGGCUGUGCAUGAAUGCAAUGAGAACAUGCGCAGUGACCUUGCAGAUCUUAUGGUCCACAAAAAAUCCACUGCGGACAAGUAUUAUUUGCUGAAGAAUAAAAGUAAAUCUGCAGUACAGACCUCAAAAGAAUUAGCUAAAAUAAUGAGGUCGGGUGGUGCAUCUUGCUCAACAGAAAAAGGUGAUUCACAUGAAGGUGAGGAACUGUCGUGCGAUGAGCCACUGUCUGAAAACACAUCCUCAAGACAUAUAUGGUCACUUUCUGAAACCUGCGCCUUAGAGGUUGCUUUUUCUUCCCAUAUCAAGAAGAAGGCAAUAAGAUUGGAAGAAGUUAGAGAAAUUGUUAGAAGCAUUCCACCACUGCAAAGUAUACCUCCUAAGAAAAUCUGUGACAAAGUACGCUCCUACUUUGGGAAAGACGAUUCACUGAUUGAGGAUUCACUAUCACUGCCAAAGGAAAUUGAGUCAAAGGAAGAACGAUUGAAACGAGCUGGUCUGAAGCGUAAAAGGGGUACGUAAAAUGUAUUGUUAUAUAGUUAGUGUACGUAAAAUGUAUUGUUAUAUAGUAAUUUUUCUGUUGGCCAAUAGAACUUUUUAAAAAGUCUGCCUUGUGAUGUAGUUUGCGGAUAACGGAAAACCCCGCCAAGCCAUUUGGCUUGCCUGAUUGGACAAAUAAUCUCAUUGAUCCGCAAACUACGUCACAAGGCAAACAUUUCAAAAAAGGUCUAUUGUUCAAAACCGUAUCACGUGCCGGUCCACAAAACGUCAUGUUCACUGCAUGGUUUGGCGAUGGGGCAACCGGUCAACAAUGAAACAAUUCAAUUUAUUAUGUCAAACUAAUUUACAAAAUCAACAAAGAUCUUGCUGUCCACAACUAGCAAAAGCUAAUCGUGGUGGACAGGAACUACACACAUUCAGGAUUAGAGAAGAUUUCAGAAUUCAUUUAGUAAGUACAAGCACUAUUCAUCACCAAAAGGCAUACGAUAGAGAUACAUUCACCAUAUAUACAAACAUAAUCUCUAACGAAUGAUCAGACUAAAAUCCAAAAUUGUAAAAUGAUUUAACUUUUAGAUCAUUUUACGAUUUUGGAUUUUAGUCUGAUCAUUCGUUAGAGUUUGUGUUUGAUCACUCGUUAGAGAUUAUGUUUGUAUAUAUGGUGAAUGUAUUUCUAUCGUAUGCCUUUUGGUGAUGAAUAGUGCUUGUAUUUACUAAAUGAAUUCUGAAAUCUUCUUUAUAAAUUAUUAACCGGUCAAUAUUAGAACCGUGAAGUUCCAAAGUUAAUUUUAUUAACCGGUCAAUAUUAGAACCGUGAAGUUCCAAAGUUAACUUUAUUGAACUUCCAAAGCUAAUUUUACUUUUCGCGCGAGACGUAUUCUCUCACACGGCCACUCUUAAUUCUGACCAAUCGAAAAACAAAUCGUGGACGCAAGUGAUUAUUUGUGAUUAUCUUAUUGGCGUUCAAUGGCUCAUUUGACUUCCUGGUCUCGUGCUAUUACUUUCUUUACUCUUUGAGGACUGUACUCAGUACUCUUUAUACAAAAAGUAUAAUAAUAGUGGAUUUCAAAAUGCGUACUAUAAUCAAUAGUUAAUAUAGUUAAUCAAUAACUACCAAAGGAUCAGAUAGAACAAUGAAGUGUUUUGCUAUGAUAUUUUAUAAAUGGUUUUAUAGUAAAAUUGGCCGAUGCCUUAUAUUCAGGUUGUUAAAUAUACGUGUCGAUUAAAUUCCCAAAACAAGACUAUAAAGAGAAAGUUGCACUUGUUUGAAAUGUUUUAAAGUAUCUUAUACUUACUGACAGUUUUCAUUUCAAUGUUGUAUUUUAUAGAUACAAAGCAGACCUCACAGAAUGAAUUGAUUGCCGAGGAAAUAGGUUAGUAACUCAUCCUAAAAUUGGCCUUUAAAAAUUAGUAUUUCCAAGAGUUCUAGGCUUUGUGAAAAGGGUGCUAGAUAAUGGAACUUACUUCAUAUAUAUAUGCUGAUUAUUAGGUCCCGGUACAGUAUAUCUGAGAUACAGGUUUUGAGUAGUUUUGGGGACAGGCUUUCAUAAAGUACCCAGCUUCAGUCAUACACAGAGUACCUGGCAGAUAAAUUGUACAGUGGUUACAUUUUAGGUAAAAAGCAUAUGAGUGAAAGCUACAAGUACCCAUCUGUCAUGAAGAAUUGAUAUCAAAAUUUAUGUUCAUCAUAUACAUAUGAGAAAUAGAAAACAUUUCCGUUCUCUUCUCCCAAAACGUCCCAUAAGUGACAAAUGAUUCUAUGGCCGUAUAGAAGCACAUAAAGAAAGGUUUUGUGUUUUUUUAUGAUGUAAUUCAAGACUGAUAACACAUACAGUACUGCUCACGUAUAUCUUAAUCAUACGGGUAUGUGCAUGCGAAUACGCCUAUCGUACAAACAUGUUUUCAAACAAGUAUGGAUAUCAUAUCAGCGCAUUAUACGAAUAUACUGUAUAUACGCGUACAAAAAGGCUAUUAUACACGCGACAUAUAUAAGCGAUGCCUGGCAAGCCUUUCACGUUCGUAUUCGACUUUUCCUCUUUGCUUUGGGACAACAGCUUAAUUGAAAUAGCUUGUAUAUGCGUAUAUACGCACGUACAGUAUCAAAUGUAGCUGACACGCACUGUAUAUGCGCAUAUAUCGAACGUGGUUGAUACGCAUAUUCAUAUGAUAUGCUAUGCGUAUGAUUCGCAUAUAAUACCUGUACCGAAGGAAAUAGACUUGGUUCCGAAUUAUCACAUACUCAAACCAACCUGACCGCGUAGCUCAGUUGGCAGAGCAUAGGGCUGGUAUUCCAAAGGUCGUAGGUUCGAUUCCCACCGUGGCCAGGCAUAUUUUUCAAGCCUGCCCGGUGUUGAUAUACACUCAGAGUAACAUCGCAAGCAUCAUAUUCACCCGAGUACAUUACAUCAACACAGAAAAUAUCAUGAUUACUAGAUUACAUUGAUAUCGAAGGAACUAGACUCAGUUCCCAAAUAUCACAUACUCGAACCUACCUGACCGCGUAGCUUAGUUGGCAGAGCAUUGGGCUAGUAUUCCAAAGGUCAUAGGUUCGAUUCCCACCAUGGCCAGGCAUAUUUUUCAAGCUUGCUCUGCUCGGUGUGGAUAUACACUCAUAGUAACAUCACAAGCAUAAUAAUAAUAAUUUAUUCAUUUAAAAUGCUGUAUCUUAUAGAUUCACAUUCACUGGACGAAAUGUUUACCGAGGAAAGAGGUUAGUAACUUUUAUUUGAAAAUUGGCUGUUAAACUUAAUAUGUGCAACCCCCCCCCCCCCCAUUGAAUGAUUUGGAUAUCCAAUAAUGGAGGAGAGGGUCUUCGUCUUUUAUUAAUUUUUAGUGAUGUCUGAGAAAGCGAUAUCCUAAAGGGAUUAGUAAGAUAUCCUCCGGGGUUAACUUCCAGAAAUUGCAUCCAAGGGGGUUCCAAAUUUUUUUAUAUCCUAAGGCGAUUAUGAAAGGGACCCCUCAGUAGGAGGGGGUGCUUAUAUUAAAUGGAAUGGCCCAUUAACAAACCGGAAAUUUUGGGUAUAUAUGUAAAAUACUGGUUUGAGGUUGAGCCCAUCAUGAUGGCGUCCUUUGCCUGGAUUAUCCAAUGUCGUAUUAAAUAAAUAACAUCAAUUCAUUAACAUUACUCCAUGAAUUCUAGAUAAUGCAAAUAACACAGAUGAAAAUGGUGGUGAUGGGGAUGAUGAUGAGUAUGCUCCAUCUGUACAGACUUCCAAAAGGACGUCACAGUCACUCCUCACGAUGGAGGAAGAUCGUUUAUUUAGUCAAACGUUUUCCAAGCUGAUCCACUCCACAAAAACAAUCGCAAUGAAAACAGUGGCGGAAACCGUGCAGAAAGAACCGAAGCUUUCUCACCUACUGAAAACUAUGACCCACCGCCAAUUGGCCGAUAGGGUGCGUUCUGAGCGAAAAGCCAUUGUUCGUGCCGACCAGAGAAAGGAGCUGCAGAAAAAAGCUAAAAAAUAA
Molecule: messenger RNA, 8567 nt
Organism: Paramuricea clavata
Lineage: Eukaryota; Metazoa; Cnidaria; Anthozoa; Malacalcyonacea; Plexauridae
Source: the annotation of a GenBank genome assembly